AUAAACUAGGCCCCCCAGAUUACAAAAGUGACAGAUACGAAUGAAGCAACACGGCAAUCCACAAAAGCGACGAAUACGCCGGAGGACUUUAGUUUACUUGACUUGUUCACCACAAAGGCUGAAGCAAGGAAUAAACAUACGAGGUAGGCAUUUCACAUUCGCUGAUCUCUGAAUCUGAAAAGAGAAAUCAAGUCCGCAAAAUCUGAAGCUGCCAUUUUUGAGACCUUCGCUUCUCUCCACAUUGGCCAGGUUGAGAGCCAACUGUAGAUCUGUUUAAAGAUCAGGAUCGGUGGAAGUAUCUUGCGAUAUUUGUGAACGAUCUUCCCUUCACAUACAGCAUUGCAAGUUGCAACACGGCAACCCCACAGACAUAAAUAGGUGAGAGGCAUCUUUUUUGAAGAGAAAGCAAAUCUCAGCAAAUCCUGAAUCUGCCAUUUUUGAGCUCUUUCUUUCGCUUCCCUCUACAUCGAUCCAGGUUAUUUCUUCUCUUUCACUUAUUUAUUAUUCUGUUUUGCUUGCCCUUUUUCCCCGGAUUUUUCUCAGGGAAAUUCUGAAAAAAGAUUUGUUGUUGAUUUUGGCUCUUCCUUGUUGGCUACCUUACUGUCGUAGAUCUGUAGACCUGAUCUAUUGACUAAGAUCUUCAUUUAUCUUAUUCAGAAUUUUUUAAAGAAGUCAAUGCAAAAGCAAACUGCUCGAGUUCUUUAUUUUUUUCAAGUAUAACUUUGAAUCAAGUUUUUUAGUCUAUAUUAACUAAUUUAGUUUACAUUCUGUCCCAAUAUGAUAAAAAUAUUAAACAAAUAAUUACAUAAAAUAUUUUUAAUAUAGUUGACAGCUCGAACUUAGGUGUAUAUUUUUAAAAUAGAAGACAAGAUGUAAAGGUAGCUAGAGUAUUUUGCACAAUAAAUAAGUAAAGAUGUUGGGUGGACUUAACUAGUCGCUGUUGAUCAUUCGCAAGUUUGUCCCAUUUUGGAAAUAUUUUAUAUUUUUGCUUAAUCUCUGUAUAUCGCGUUGAUCAAGAACCCUUAUCAUUUCUCAGUAAGGCUGAAAAAAAAAAAAACAAGGAUUAGUUUCAGGUUGAAGCAAGAGAUUAUAUUGACAUGGAUGCAACCAUUGCUUUAACGCUCAUAGAAGGUUUGUUGAUCUUAUUGGCUAUAGCAACUAAUAAAGCUCUCAGAUUUCUCUGUCCUUCCCUUCACGUUGUUCAUCAGAUCAGUUGUAAAGGCGAAGAUGCUUCAGUUUCAACAGUUUCUUCUUCUGAUCGUAUUGCUGUUGGUGAUCCUCCUCCUGCAACCAAGUAUGAUGUGUUCCUUAGUUUUAGAGGCGAAGACACUCGCAAAAAUUUCGCGAGUUAUCUUUAUGAAGCACUUUGUAAAGCAAACAUUCACUCUUUUAUGGAUCACAAACUCCACAAAGGAGAUGAUAUCUCACCCAUUCUUCUAAGAGCCAUACAGGAAUCAGAGAUUUCUGUGAUUAUUUUCUCUGCUGAUUAUGCUUCUUCAACUUGGUGUUUGGAUGAGCUUGUUCACAUAUUAGAGUGUAAGAAAAAAUUUGGAAGGAUUGUGGUACCUAUUUUCUACAAAGUUGACCCAUCAAAUGUUAGCAAACAAAGUGGGAGCUUUGGAUAUGGAUUUGCUAAGCUGAAGCAAAGAUUUAAAGACAACCCAGAGAGACUACAUAAGUGGGAAAAUGCUUUGAUCCAGUCAACAAGCCUCUCUUCUAGAUGGGAUUCCACGAAUAUCAGGCCUGAGACCAAAUUCAUUAAAGAAAUUGUGGAAGAUAUCUUGAGCAAACUGAACUACUAUACAUCAUCAACAUCAUCAUGUCAUGUUGAAGGACUCGUGGGCAUUAAUCAUCAAAUUGAGAAAAUAGAAGAACUCUUGAUUGAUGCUCGGAUACUAGGAAUAUGGGGCACAGGUGGUAUAGGUAAAACUACCCUUGCCAAAGCUUUGUUUGGCAAAUUGAAAUCACAAUUUGAAGCUUCCUCAUUUGUUGGAAAUGUAAGAGAACAACUUGCAAGAAAUGGAGUUGAAAAAUUACAAGAACAAUGCCUUAAAGAAUUAUUAAAAGAUGAGGGCCUUCACAUCUACAACAUGAGAUCCACUUUUGUGAAACAUAGGCUUCAACGCAAGAAAAUCCUUCUGAUACUUGAUGAUGUGGACAAUUUAUUAACAGCAGAAGAUUUAACCAAGUUGUGUGAUUGGUUUGGAGAAGGAAGUAGAAUUAUUGUUACCUCCAGAGACAUGCAAAUUCUUAAGAAUUCUUCUGCAAGUACAACAUAUCAUGUUAAGGGAUUAGAGUUCAAUGAUGCUCUAAAUCUCUUCAGUUUGAAAGCAUUUAAGCAAAAUGAGCCAUUUAAAGGCUAUUUGGGGUUAUCAAAGUUUGUUGUGAGUCAUUAUUGUCAAGGAAAUCCAUUAGCUCUUGUAGUGUUGGGUUGUUUUCUUUAUCGAAAAACAAAAGAAGUGUGGGAAAGUGCAUUGGAAAAACUAAAACAAGCCCCACAUAAAGACAUUUUUAGUGUUCUAAAAUUGAGUUUUGAUGGACUUGAUGAGAUGCAGAAGAAUGUAUUUCUUGACCUUACAAUUUUCUUGAAGGGAGGAGCAUGGAGGGUUUCUCUAGAUUGUUUAAGAAGCUUAUAUGGUUCUUCUGCAUAUAUUGACAUAUGUGUGCUUAAAGAGAGAUCCCUCAUUUUAGUGAAUGAAAAUGGUGAUAUUGAGAUGCAUGCUCUUCUAAUGGACAUGGGGCUUGAAAUUUCUAGGCAACAAUUCAUAUCUAACCCAGAAAAACCCAUUCGACUAUGGAGGCACGAGGAUAUUUAUCGUUUUUUCAACAAUGACAAGGCGACGGUGGAGGCAGUUCGAUGCGUGUCAUUAGACAUGAGCAAGAUGAAAAUGAUUAAAUGGAGGUCUAGUGAUUUUCAAAAAAUGCACAAUUUAAUAUUCCUUAGAAUUUACAAGUCAGAUCAAAGGAGAAAGCCUUCAAAGCUGAACCUUUUUGGACAUUUGGAUUAUCUCCCAGAAGAAUUAAGGUUUUUUAGGUGGGAAGAAUAUCCACUACCAUAUGUACCAUUGCAUUUCUGUGCCGAGAAUCUUGUUAUCCUUGGAACACCUAAUAGUAAUAUCCGACAACUGGGCAAUGGGACUCAGCAUUUUCCAAAUCUAAGGAGAAUGGAUGUACAGUAUUCAAAAGAUCUCACUGCUAUCCCAGAUCUAUGCCAUACCCCUAAGAUUGAAAAGCUGUGUCUUGAUGGUUGUGUGAGUUUGGCUCAUAUCCAUUAUUCUUCAGAUGUCUCGGGAAGGAAUGUGACCCUAUAUAUACAAGAUAGUAGGCCAUUGGAGAUGGACAUUGAGGGCAUUUUUAGAAUGGAAGGGCUUAGUCCAUCAGGGUUUGAGAUUGUUCGCAGUUAUAGUUUGGACGGUUGCGAUAAUUUGUCAAUGAAGGUCGAGGUACGUGGCAAGAUCAUGUCGGGUGUUGGAUUUAAACACGUGGAAGAGAAUGCAGAAUUGAGACAGAGAUUGGAGUGUUUACUUCCAUAUGUGAAGAGAGUUGAAUGGUCGGAGAGUGCAAUUGAUGAUUUCAACCAACAUUAUAACUACCAUCUGCAUUAUACCGAUCCUUUUUACUCCCUUGCCACAGAUAAUGACCUACCACUUACAACACAAGUGGCGGCUAUGGCGACAACGAUGGAGGAAGCUGCAGAUCCCGGUGCCGCCAUUUUUGCUAUCUUUGUGAGCUAUUUCUUCUGCUUCCUCCAGAUCCAGUCGUCUGCUUUUACUCGUAUCUAA
This is a messenger RNA of Neltuma alba, 3782 nucleotides long. RefSeq names its product disease resistance-like protein DSC1. NCBI's taxonomy places the organism in Eukaryota, Viridiplantae, Streptophyta, Magnoliopsida, Fabales, Fabaceae. Gene Ontology annotation, molecular function: ADP binding. The transcript has 9 exons. Bases 1098 to 3782 code for a protein of 894 amino acids. The record is from RefSeq and is a predicted model, not a curated record. Gene Ontology annotation, biological process: defense response; signal transduction.